Oncorhynchus masou masou (cherry salmon) is the source of this 1224-nucleotide messenger RNA. Its product is annotated as Golgi apparatus membrane protein TVP23 homolog A-like. The transcript is spliced from 7 exons. Lineage: Eukaryota; Metazoa; Chordata; Actinopteri; Salmoniformes; Salmonidae. The record is from RefSeq and is a predicted model, not a curated record. The coding region runs from base 138 to 758 and encodes 206 amino acids. Gene Ontology annotation, cellular component: Golgi membrane. Gene Ontology annotation, biological process: vesicle-mediated transport; protein secretion.
UCUUUGGUGGGUAAGUCGGACCCAUUUCACUGCGACACCUGCUUUAUUCUGUCCACCAUUAACAACGGACGGACCUGUCAGAAAAGAACGAAUGAGCAAAGACAGGUCUGGACCAGAACAUCCGUCUAUCGCUCACCAUGAAACAGGGUGGUCUCGUGGACGACACGGAGGAUGUGGAGUUGGAUUUCAGUACCGAGGAGGAGGAGCAGAGAGCGCUCAGGGGAGCAAAGAUCCGACACCCCCUCGCCUCCUUCCUGCACCUGUUCUUCCGAGUGGCUGCCAUAGUAACCUACCUGCUCUGUGAUUGGUUCACCAAGAGCUUUACUUCCUGCUUCAUUAUGAUCAUCACUCUGCUGUCCUGUGACUUCUGGUCCGUUAAGAAUGUGACAGGCAGGUUGUUGGUGGGUCUGCGAUGGUGGAACCAGAUCGACGAGGAUGGGAGGAGCCUCUGGGUGUUUGAGGACAGCAAGUCCUCUCCCCAGGCCGGUGGUACGGAGGUGGAGGCCAGGAUCUUCUGGUCGGGUCUGAUCAUCUGUCCUCUCAUCUGGACCUGGUGCUUCUUCUUCACCACCCUGUUCUGUCUGAACGCAGACUGGCUGGUGUUGGUGGUAGCCAGUAUCUCUCUCCAGGGGGCUAAUCUCUAUGGUUACCUGCGCUGCAAGAACAGGCGGACAGGAAGUCCCCCCACAUCCCCUUCCUCCUUCCUGCAGGGACAGCACUUCCUCCAGCGGCCUGACAUCAUCUCCAGAAUGCUGUGAUGGAAUCACCUGCAGCUACCGUCUCUGAGUGUGUGUGUGUGUGUGUGUGUGUGUGUGUGUGUGUGUGUGUGUGUGUGUGUGUGUGUGUGUGUGUGUGUGUGUGUGUGUGUGUGUGUGUGUGUCUGUGUGUAUCUGUGUGUAUCUGUGUGUGUCUGUCUGUGUCUGUGUGUCUGUGUGUGUGUGUGUGUGUGUGUGUGUGUGUGUGUGUGUGUGUGUCUGUGUGUAUCUGUGUGUAUCUGUGUGUGUCUGUCUGUGUCUGUGUGUCUGUGUGUGUGUGUGUGUGUGUGUGUGUGUGUGUGUGUGUGUGUGUGUGUGUGUGUGUGUGUGUGUGUGUGUGUAUCUGUGUGUGCGUGUAUCUGUGUGUGUGUGACAGACAGGGCAGGAAAUGUUCUGGAUCUCAGAAGGGGACAGAAGCCCACUCCCGACAUCAAAGCUCCUGGAAUCAGUUUCAUAUUCAGCAUUUUAA